AUGGAUAGGAAGCGUCCACUGGAAGACAAUGCGGACGCAUCAGUCACUAAGAAGCCAAAGCUGGAUGGGAAUGCAGAAGACAUGAUAGCAAAAGCAAAAGCUGCAAUUGCUGCGCGUCUCGGAAAAGCUGGAAUCACACCUGCAACGUCAGUAACCAAGCCAGUUGCUCCUCCGCCCAGUUUACCACCAAAACCAGUGGCAAACUCUUCGAAUGCGGGCUCUGUAUCUUUACCAGAUAGGGAAGAACUCGCUCGACGCGUAGAAGAGGCCAAACGCCGUGUAGCCAAUGCCACGACGCAACAGCAGCUGAGCGCCAACCCUUACAUCCCGCCCCCGACUAUGGGAAAGAAGAAAGUGGUCAUAGCGGAGCCGACUGCCCCGCAAGGAACUGGUCUCAAGACAAAGGCACAUCCACUGCUUCUCGAGACGGCAGCAACGGCAGCAAAGCCUUCGCAAUCAAAAAAGGACCGCUAUAAGCCCAUGGCGCCCAAAUUUGCAUCGACAAAGGCGAAUGCACGCAUCGCAGCGCCGACGACAACGUCGCUGGAGCCCAUAAAGGCAAAUCCUUACACAAGUCGUGCUAUGCCUCAUGAAGGAUUCGAAGGUGCACCAAAGGAACGCAUUGGGCGGCAGCUGCAAUUCAGCACCAAGGGCAAGUACAUCGCCAAAGCGAAUCAGAUGCGAAACGAGGCUCAAAUCGAAGCUCUCAAGCAACGCGUAGCAGCCACUGCACAGAAGGCCGGCUUGGAGAGUAACUUUGAUGUGGUAGAGCGUAGUUUUAGGCGCGAACCACCACCCGAAACGGAAUGGUGGGAUAGGAGUUUGCUUCCAAACAAGACGUAUGACGAUGUUCUGAAAGGUUCAGAUGCUUUGAACAUUCGCAACGAAAGCUCGCCGAUUACCAAGUAUAUUCAGAACCCCAUUCGUCUGCCUCCUCCUGGGGACAAGAACAAGCUGGCUCCAAAACCACUCAAACUCACCACCAAGGAGCAAAAGAAGCUUCGCAAGCAACGGCGUGCUGCAGAAUUGCAGGAUCACCAGGAUCGUGUUCGAAUGGGCCUUAUUCCCCCUGAUCCUCCCAAAGUCCGAAUCUCAAACAUGGUCCGCGUUCUCACCAAUGACGCCGUCACGGAUCCGACAAAGUUGGAGGCAAAGAUCAGGAGAGAUGUGCAGGCGCGCAAGAAUGCUCACGAAAAGGCAAACCAAGAGCGCAAGCUGACAGCCGAGCAACGCCAUGAGAAGCUUGAAAUGAAAAAACUAGAGGAUGAGAAGAAAGGGAUUUAUGGUACAUUGUUCAGAAUCAAGAAGUUGACCGAUCCAUCGCACCAGUUCAAAGUGGUCAAGAAUGCACAGCAAAACGGCCUCACUGGAAUCUGUAUCAUCAAUCCCAACGUGUGUCUUGUUUACGUCGAGGGUGGUAGCAAGGGUAUGAAGCACUACACUCGACUACUUGAACAUCGAAUCGACUGGACGCAGCCUUCCCGUCGGCGCGAUAAAGAGGAAGACGAGGAAGGAGAAGAUGCAGAUGAGGGGGGCGCAAUGGAGACGACUAAAUCCGGAGAUGCCGCCCAAGACGAAUCGUCGCUUGCUGAUAACCGCUGCGAUGUCUUGUGGCACGGCAGCAUUUCGGAGCAUACGUUCCAUAGCUUCAAGUCGAUCAAGGCUCCGACGGACAAUUUAGCGAGGGAACAACUCGGCAGCAAGUUCGCCAACUUUUGGGACAGCGUAAAGAAUUGGAAGCCAUCGGAUGAGGAGCUCUUGAUGGCAGAUUAG
Messenger RNA from Serendipita indica DSM 11827, 1773 nucleotides. Lineage: Eukaryota; Fungi; Basidiomycota; Agaricomycetes; Sebacinales; Serendipitaceae. The record is from the annotation of a GenBank genome assembly.